AUGUCGAAUGGUGAAUCGAAAACGGGGUCCUCUGAUGCUCCGGACAUAACUGAACUAUGCAAAGUUAUCUUGCCAGCGACUGUCAGGUCCGUCAGAAGUUCGGCAUCUCUUCCUUCCGCCGGGGAAAGCUAUGACUUCUAUCAGACAUAUCCGUCAUUUUCUUCGUUCCAGCGUCGGGUCAAUGAGAAGAUCAUGAAAAUUAUCACAGACCUGAACCUGCUCCAUGGAAGAUCAACUAAGCGAGAGCCUCUUCCUGACGAUCUUGUUGAGAGCAUCCUCGAAGCAAACGACCAGAUACUCGAGGGCGUCGGAAACAAACUUGAUGAAGCAUCUGGGAUCAACAAAGAUGCUGGGCCAAUUAUGCCAGAUGGACAAGUCGCAAACUCAAAAGAAAAAAUUAUCGCCGCUUCAUGGAAUCGCAGAUCAACAACGAUGGUGCAAGAUAAAUCGAAAUUGAAGUCCGCGGAGAAUAUUUCUAAGCCUCAGCUUUUGUUCCGCGAGAAACCGGACAAUACGAUCAUUCCCUUCGUCCCCCGUCUUUUCGAGAAGCCCCACUCGAUAAAACCCCUGCCUGAGCAGCUUGUAAAAGUCAGCGAAGACAGACACAAGACGGGAAAGCCACUUGCUUUGAUUCUUAAAGAAUUGGGCUCGCAGAUCGACACUUCUAUUUAUUCGCAUCCCUACGAGGAAGAAAUUAAAAACUGCGGCGUGCCGAGCGCUUCGGAUACUGUAACUGAAUCUCAAUCGCUUGAUGAAACCCCUCUUUCGGUCGUCGAGUCAACCCUUAGCUUCGAUCUGAUGCUCCAGGAACUUCGGGGAGAGUCUGAGCUCGCUGUAGAUCUUGAGCAUCAUCGAUAUCGAUCGUACCAAGGUUUCACUUGCCUUGUCCAAAUUUCUUCACGUAAGAAAGAUUACAUCCUUGACCCUUUGGCAGUAUGGGAAGAUAUGUACAAACUAAACGAAAUUUUCGCCGAUCCAAACAUCGUCAAAGUAUUCCACGGCUCCCGCAACGAUAUGGUUUGGCUACAAAGAGACUUCGGGGUCUAUGUAGUGAACUUGUUCGAUACUUUCUUUGCUGCGAAGAAGCUUGAUUUGGCCAAGAAAUCGCUUGAUUAUCUUCUCCAACAUUACUGUAAAGUGCGCUUGGACAAAAGAUUUCAGUUAGCAGACUGGAGAAUGCGGCCCAUUCCGCCAAAUAUGCUUAGAUAUGCUCGACAAGAUACGCAUUAUCUUCUCUAUGUUUACGAUAGAUUGAGGGUCGACCUGGAAAAACUGGAAUUCGGAGGAACAAGGGAAGUUUUUCGUCUGAGCCGGGAAUACUCUUUGUCUAAAUAUGAAAAGCCAGUAUUCUCUGAAACUGAUUACAAAAAGUUGUACGAGAGCAAGAACCGAAAGAAAUUCAACAAUCAGCAACUGGAAGCGCUCAAAUUUCUCUACGCGUGGCGUGAUCAAGUGGCCCGUUUCGAAGAUGAAAGUACGGAAUACGUGAUUCCAAAUCAUAUCCUGCUUCAAAUUGCUGAAAUUCUUCCUCGAGAGCAGCAGGGCAUUCUUGCUUGCUUUUCUUACCAACCUGUCAUUGUCAAGCAAAAUCUUCAUCUCAUUCAUAAGCUGAUAAAACGCGCUAGAGAAACGCCAUUACAAGAGAACGAUGAUCCAGCAGAGCUUCCAAUCAAGAAAAUUUUCAUCCAGGAAAAUGAUGAGGACGAGCUUCAUGACAUAAAGGAUGAAUCGACAGAGUCUGGUAUCGAAGAAGACAUCGUUCCAAUAAAAGUGAAGACGUCAUCGGCAAUGUCCGCUGUCUUCAAUUUCAGCAACGACCCGCCACCUUCGAAGAAGGCGAUUUCGAAAGAAGUCAACAACACUUUUGCUGAUCCGUUGAAUGAACAAUCAAUUCCGUACCAGCUCUAUUUGAGGCCGCAGAAAGUAGAAACGAUUGAUGCAGAAGAUAGACCAGAGAAAAUUUGGAAAGUGCGUCCGGCAGCGCCGCUGAAAGAGGAAAAAGAAGAGGUCGAAAAUUCGAAUUCUUCGUUGCCGGAGCGUGAAAAAGGAGAGCAGAAAGAAGAGCGAAUCAGUAUCAACGAAAUGAAGGGCAAGAGAAAGAGCGACGGGGCGAUUCCUAACGCGAAGAGACAAAAAGUAUCUCCUGUACAAGCUUACAACUUUGGGAAAAAGGACUUUAAAAUAUUUGGACAACACAAAGUGGUCGAACAGAUGAACCAGAAGCAUCAAAAGGGGAAGAAGGGAAAGAAAGCAGAACGAAAGAGCGCUCCAGGCGCCCCUGGAUUUUUCACGGAGCCGAACUUCGGAAAGAUGAAUCAAAAAUCGAAGGCGAUGAAGAAUGCGGUCAAAAAACUGAUGUCAUCAAGAUCGAAAAUAGCGCUGGUUAUUACUGGUAUUUGGGCUGCUGGGGGAAUGGCCUACAACCAAAUUUACGACCAGUCUCAGGCCAAACGGAGGAGGCAAAACAUCUUGAACGAUAUUGAACGAAAUCGGGAAAAACUCGAGCUGCGAGAGAAAAACAAGGCUCUUCAGGACGCUCAGAUUGCUCUACGAAAAGCGCUUGAAGAAGGGACUAAACCUGCUGAAACUGUUGUAAGCUCUUCAUAA
This is a messenger RNA of Oikopleura dioica, 2607 nucleotides long. NCBI's taxonomy places the organism in Eukaryota, Metazoa, Chordata, Appendicularia, Copelata, Oikopleuridae. The record is from the annotation of a GenBank genome assembly.